ACUGCACAGAACCUUGUGCUACGUACCUGUACCCUCGUACCCUCGUACCGCACCUUCUGCCUUGUCGUGAACCUUGGGCCGAACCCUUGAACUUUUUCCCCGCCUUGGGCUGAGGAUGAUGAAGCAAAAACUUACAGGUGGUGAAGACUAGACCUCGAUGUUUCUGAGCUCAGGAUCCUACUAUGAACCUUUCCUUUCUUGCCCAUAAACAAAAUCUUCACCAUCCUAUCGUGUAUUGGAGUCGCAUCACCACGCCAAGCCCAGGAAUUCCCAAGUGAGGGGGCAUCAAGCAAGCAAGCUAACAAGCUCCUCAACAGCUGCGUCUCCAUACCUACCCACGGACUCAAAUACUGUGUUUUUCCCAGGAUACGGAUACGGAUACUUAUUCGAUCCCAGAGCUCCGGUAAUUCAUAAUGCCACGCGAUCUCCAUCUUGAGCAACCGCAACCGCAAAAACAACCAUCGCAAGACGACAAACCCGGUUCACCACCCACCCUGAGCGAGUCCCCGAAUAGAAUGUCGGGCCCCUCCAGUCCCGAACCGGAGAGCUCUGGCUCCAAGAGCUUUUCCAUUGUUCCGCAUGAUCAGCAGUAUCGCCCGACGCUGAAUUUACAUCCGCUUGUGAGGCCGCUUACGAUUUCUGAUCUGGGGAGUGUGGUUGCGCUUGAGAAUGGUGCUUUUGUGGAAGAGAGCGAGAGGGCUACUAGAGAGAAGGUAUGCUUUAUUCUGUUUUUGUUUGGCUACGUAUGCCUGUGUGAGGAUUUGGGGAAGGGUUCAGUAACGAGAUACUCUUUUUUUCUCUUGGUUGGGAGACCCGGAAUCUCGUAACGGGAUACAUGGGAUUUUCAAGAAAGAAGAUACGAAAACCCGAAAGUGAAAGACUAACAAGUUUCUCAAGAUAGAAUACCGACUCUCCAAAUGUGGCGAACUCUGUUCUGGCCUCUUUACCACUGUCGUACCCGGUCCUCAACAAUCGUUCUCCUCCACCACCCUCUCCUCCGCCUCUCCCGUCGAAACCUCUCGUAAGAAUGGCGCUGUUUCGGUACUUCUUGGUCAUGUAGUCGCUACGAAAACUACGAGUCCGCUGGCGACGGAUGAAUCUAUGGAUUUCCCUAAGGAUUGGAAGAGUGCGAGUUCGGCGAAGAAUGAGGUUGGUCAUAUGGAGAUGGGAAGGACGAUUGUGUUGCAUAGCGUGACUGUGACGCCGGAAUUUCAGGAAAGAGGGUUGGGAGGGGUCUUGAUGAAGGCUUAUAUUAGUUCGAUGGCGGGGAGUGGAGUUGCUGACCGGUUGGUUUUGAUUGCUCAUGAUGUGAGUUUCUUUCUUCUUGGUGUUUUGUUUUACACGGGUUUGCUAAUUGGAAUAGCAUAAGGUUGGUUGGUAUGAAAAACUUGGGUUUGUGAGUCAAGGGAAGAGCAAGGUUCAAUUCGGUGGUGGUAACUGGAUUGACAUGGUAAGUAAUUCAUUCCGUGUGAAAAUAACAUAGCUAAUUGAUCGACAGGUUUACGAGUUGAAGAAAACCGAGCCAAGAGCAAGAUAUGGUUGAUAGGAUAUUAUUUUAUGAUACCCCAGAUUUAUUAUGAGCAUAAAGGCAUCUUUGGGGCUGGUUUAGCAAGAUAAAGAAGUCACUAAUGAAAUGACGAAGGGACGAUUUGGGGCGGUAGGUAGGUAGCAAUUCCAUAAUCAAAGGCUGGGGGUAUCAUAAAUUUAAUCAGUAGCCCCAAACUUCUCUCUAUACUCCACCAUCCUCUUCAUAUCCUCCUCACCACCCUCCUUCCCACUCAACGCAGCAAUGAUAUCAUUCAUCGUCAAAAUAGCCAACACGGGAAGAUCAAACUCCCUUCUAAUCUCCC
Hymenoscyphus albidus is the source of this 1850-nucleotide messenger RNA. The record is from the annotation of a GenBank genome assembly. NCBI's taxonomy places the organism in Eukaryota, Fungi, Ascomycota, Leotiomycetes, Helotiales, Helotiaceae.